CUCGUCCCUUCCUAUCCAUUCGUUAUGUCUAAACCGCUCAACUCAGAUCGUAAACCAAAAAGCCGUCAGCUAGGAGACCCUCCCCCUCCAGUAUCCCCACCAAUGGCUACUAUUCAAGAUGAUGACGAGCUUCUGCUCGCCCGAAUUGGCUAUAAGCAGGAGCUUCGAAGAGAAUUCUCUAAAUGGUCGACUGUGUCAUAUGCUAUUAGUAUACUGGGAGUUCUUGGUUCAGUCCCAGCAACAUUGGGUCAACCUCUCAUAGUUGGAGGCCCGGCAACUGCGGUAUGGUGCUGGCUAAUCGGCUCUAUUAUGGCUCUGGCCAUCGGUAGUUCCGUCGCGGAACUAGUGUCUGCGUAUCCUACUGCAGGUGGCAUGUACUAUGUGACGAAGCAUGUGGUACCCCCCGAUCAAGUUCCGCUCUUUGCUUGGACACAAGGAUGGUGCAACCUGCUGGGCCAGACAGCGGGUGUGUCUUCAGUCGCGUAUACCGUUUCCCAGAUGUUGCUUGCGUGUGUUAGCAUGAACUCGGAUCUUAUCGAUGGCGAAUACUCAUAUUCACCAACCGCUCUCCAGACAGUGCUAGUAUCUAUUGGGAUACUGCUCGUCCUGGGUAUCAUAUGUUCGCUGACGACGAAAACCUUGCAUCGAAUCAUCCUUUGGUUUGCUCCAAUUAACAUUUUGGCUACCAUCGGCAUUUGCGUUGCACUCUUGUAUCUCACCCCAGAUAAGCAACCGGCCUCAUGGGUCUUUACCCACUUCACCGACGGGUCUGGAUGGGGAUCAAAGGUGUUCUCAUUCUUUUUGGGCUUCUUGUCUGUGGCAUGGACAAUGACCGAUUACGAUGGGACGACUCACAUGUCUGAGGAAACGCACGAUGCUGCCGUGCGUGGUCCAGUCGCUAUAAAAACCGCCGUGCUGGUAUCUGGAGCCUUUGGAUGGCUUCUAACAGUCAGCAUGUGCUUCUGCUUGACUGAUUUCGAGGGUAUCCUAAAAUCUCCGACAGGUCUACCUGCUGCUCAGAUAUUCCUGAAUGCAGGUGGAAGGACGGGCGGCACAGUGAUGUGGGCAUUCGCCAUCCUCGUGCAGUUCUUUACCGGCUGUUCAGCCAUGCUGGCUGAUACACGAAUGGCAUACGCCUUUGCUCGAGAUAACGCACUCCCAUUCUCCGACUUCUUGGCCAAGGUCAAUCCUUAUACUCACACCCCAGUCAACGCAGUCUGGUUUGUGGUUUUCUUCAGUAUUUCCCUGAACUUGAUCGCCAUCGGGUCAACCGAGACUGCCCUCGCCAUUUUUAGUGUCACCGCUCCCGCCUUGGAUAUAUCAUAUGUGUCCGUCAUCUUGGCACACCAAAUUUACAAGCACAAAGUCAAGUUCAUCGAGGGACCAUUCACCCUCGGGAGAUGGGGUACUCUUAUCAACUACAUUGCAGUAGUCUGGGUGCUAUUUAUUAGUACCAUCCUCUUCUUCCCAUCACAGCUGCCUGUGACACCUGCCAACAUGAACUAUGCGAUCUGUGUGGCAGCUUUCAUUGCCGUAUUCGCCUUUGUCUGGUGGUUCGUUGCAGCCAGAGGCAAAUACACUGGUCCUCAGACCAACGAUAUUAUUAACGAAAUUCCCAGCGAGGACAACGAGGAUGACUGCGAAGAGCCUGAUGAUUUCUCGGUUUGAGAUGUCGCAUUUCAUCAGACAUGAGUACAUGUUGAUAUACAUUUGCAUUUCUUGCUGUUAAUGAAAUAGACGAAUACCGGCUUAGAGAGGGAAGAUUGGAGUUCAGUUGAUUUUUUGUUAGAUGUUUUCGGGUCAAUAUGUCGUAAUGUUUAAGCUGACAGUGUCAUUCCAUGUGUUAUGAUAGAUAGAGGCAAAUAAAAUCUUUGAGGCAAG
Molecule: messenger RNA, 1881 nt
Organism: Penicillium subrubescens
Lineage: Eukaryota; Fungi; Ascomycota; Eurotiomycetes; Eurotiales; Aspergillaceae
Exons: 7
Coding region: 25-1668 (547 amino acids)
Biological process (GO): transmembrane transport; amino acid transport
Cellular component (GO): membrane
Molecular function (GO): transmembrane transporter activity
Source: RefSeq, a predicted model, not a curated record